AGACGAACAAGCAAGCAAGAACUAAUAACUUGCUGCAAUGUCUUCCAAGCUAACACUUCCGUUUAUCUUUUCCGCUCUCAUCUUCCUCAUCCACCUCAACUUCUCAUCCGGCCAAACCGUCGUUAAAGCCGCUUACUGGUUUCCCGACAGUGGCUUCCCGGCCGCCAGCAUAAACUCCAGCCUUUUCACUCAUCUCUUUUGUGCAUUUGCCGAUCUCAAUGCCACCACCUACCAAGUCACAGUUUCGUCCUCCAACUCCGCCCCGUUCUCAAGCUUUACACAAACAGUCCAGCAAAAAAACCCUUCUGUAAAAACCCUGUUGUCCAUCGGUGGCGGAAAUUCCAACCCCGCCACCUUUGCCGCAAUGGCUAGCCAGGCUACCCGGCGUAAAGCGUUCAUUAACUCCUCCAUCACGUUAGCGCGGAGUUACAACUUCCAUGGCCUUGACCUUGACUGGGAAUACCCAUCCUCCACCACGGAGAUGACUAACUUCGGUACCCUUCUCACGGAGUGGCGAACUGCCGUGGCAAAUGAGUCAAAAACCACGGGCAAGACCGCUUUACUUUUAGCCGCUGCUGUUUUCCGCUCUGCGGAUUACUACAGCAUAAACUACCCCUUCCAGUCCAUAUCAAACAGUUUGGACUGGAUCAACGUAAUGGCUUACGACUUCUACGGCCCCGGUUGGUUCCCAAACAACACUGCGCCACCCGCGGCGUUGUCUGCGAGUUCCGUUAACGGGGAUGCCGGAAUCACGUCGUGGAUUAAGGCAGGAUUGGCUCCCAAAAAGAUAGUGCUAGGUCUUCCAUUUUACGGAUAUGCGUGGCGUUUGUUGGACGCGAAUAACCACGGCAUUUUUGCCCCUGCUAAUGGAUCCGGUAUAGGAACGUAUGGUGACCAAGGUUACAGCCAAAUAAAGGAUUUCAUAAGCCAAAACGCAGCUCAGACGGUGUACAACGCCACCGUUGUUACGAACUAUUGCUACUCCGGGAAGACGUGGAUUGGUUACGACGAUACGCAGAGUAUCUCCGCCAAGGUUUCGUAUGCCAAGACGACGAAAGGACUUCUUGGCUACUUUGCAUGGCAUGUCGGCGCUGACAGCAGUAAUUGGGCUCUUUCUCAAGCAGCUGCAAGUACAUGGGGAUGAACAUAAAGAUUACAGCUUAAAGUUGGUAAAUUAUCCAAAACAAGCCCACAAUAUGUAGUAUAGUAGUUAACUACUUCCAAUAAGGCCAAGAGCAUCUCCAAUAAAAAUAUCAAAUGUUAAUUUGCUGCCAGAUAAUAAUAUUUUCAA
Messenger RNA from Malus domestica (apple), 1291 nucleotides. Its product is annotated as class V chitinase. The record is from RefSeq and is a predicted model, not a curated record. NCBI's taxonomy places the organism in Eukaryota, Viridiplantae, Streptophyta, Magnoliopsida, Rosales, Rosaceae. Gene Ontology annotation, cellular component: extracellular region. Gene Ontology annotation, biological process: carbohydrate metabolic process; chitin catabolic process. Gene Ontology annotation, molecular function: chitinase activity; chitin binding.